Molecule: messenger RNA, 1995 nt
Organism: Doryrhamphus excisus (bluestripe pipefish)
Lineage: Eukaryota; Metazoa; Chordata; Actinopteri; Syngnathiformes; Syngnathidae
Source: RefSeq, a predicted model, not a curated record
AUGUAUGUGUGCCGUCGGCGGACGCGCAGCAGCAGGCUGAGACUACAUGCCCACUGCACCUCCUGUUGCAGUAGACGCUGCAGGGCACCAGAGGAGAGCGGCAUGUGCUGCCCGCUGGUCCCAUGUUGUCUGCAUUGUGGGGCGGUCUUCCACCUGUGCAAAGAGGAGGAGCACCUGUUGCUGUGCCCCAACGUCAACGCCCCCUGCCUCAACGCCGCCUACGGUUGCCCCGCCCACGUCAGACGCUCCCAGCAGGCGGCCCACCUGCAGGUGUGUCCCGCCAGCGUGGUGGUUUGCAGCAUGGAGUGGAACCGAUGGCCCACUAACGACGCACACUCACACCCCAACCCAGAACUGCACUGGAACCUGCUGAAGGAGCACCAGCAGGGGGUAGGCCAGGACCCAGACCUGGACCUGGCCUUGGCCCUGAAAGACCAGGACAAUUUGUUCCACUCACUGAAGAUGAGGAAGCUUUUUCCUGAACUGACACGUAGCGUUGGCGAGGAAGAGGAAGAGGAGAGGAGGAAGGAGAGGGAGAGGAAGAAGGAGGAGGAGGAGGAGAAGAGGAAGACCGCCAAGAAGGAGGCAUCAGGAAAGACUUGGGAGUCUUUCGUCACCUUCGACCUCAACACUCCACCUGAGAAGGAAGAUGAGGAUGAUGAGGAAGAAGAGGAGCUCACACAGGAGGAGAGGGAGGCUCUGGCCAGGGGGGGUAUGGGCGUGAGUGACGCCCUGCUGGAGAACUACAACGCAUGGGAGAGCAUGUUUAGCAUGGCCAUGGGGGGCUGCAGAGAGGCCCGAGAGACGGCAGCGACAGACAGGGGCCACCACCAGGCAGCAGGUGGGGCCAAGAGGCUGGGUGCCACCAUGGCGGGGGAGACAGCCGGCACCUGCACACAGAAGGGCUUUGACUGGGGGGGGGCCUCCUUGUACCGCCCGCCCAGGAAGAAUAACUUUGAGUACGGACACCUGGAACCCAUGAAGAUUAUCACCGUGAGGACCUUCAAGGUUCCUAGCAGCUUUUCCGCAAAGCAGAGUCGCAUCCGCAACCCAGGGUUCUACAAGCGGGAAAGCAAGGCCGUGAGGUAGGCCGACACCUGCGACCUGGGGGGGUUGCCAGAGGACAUGCCCAUCUGGGAGGAGGUUCAGGCCUCCUUGCUGUGCUCGCUGGAGAAUGAGCAGCGAGGUCACCUGAUCGCAGAGAAGGUGUGUACGGAUGGUCUCCUGCAGGAUGAGGGCACGCAGACGUACAACUUCCUUUCAGCUCCUUUCGGUAGGAACACAUCGCUGGGAGACCUGAUGGCCAAGAAGACGGCAGAGCUCCACCUCCAACUGCAGGUGGAGAGUGUGAGCAGCCGCCACCACAAAGCCAGCUCCGCCUUCACCUCGCUGUGUGGACACGCCUUCCAGAGGAGGGAAUAUGCUGCACAUUACAAAAACGUGCACAGCGACAUCCAGAUGUGCGUGAAUGGCUGGUUCCAGCAGAGAUGUCCGCUGGCGUAUUUGGGCUGCACCUUCAGCCAGAAGAGGUUCAGACCAUCUAGUCAGGAGGCCAGCGUCAUCUUCACGGAGGAUCUGGGCUGCUUCCAGCUGCGUCCCACCAUCCCACCCGUUGGAUCUCCCUACAAUUCCUCAGGCGGACCCACUCUGAGCUUGCUGCCAUACGAAGUCCUGUGUCAUAUAGCCAGCUUCUUGGACAGCCUGUCCCUGUCCCAGCUGGCUCUGGUGUCCCGCCUCAUGAGACAGGUGUGCUCCUCUCUGCUGCCGGUCCGAGGGAUGGUCACGCUGCGCUGGCAGAGGACGUCCGGCCCUCAGGGUAGGGUCAGUUGGAAGGCUGAGCAGAAGGUGUGGCACUUCAGCACAGCCUUCUCUCCCGUGGACAAUUGGUGCUUCCGGGACGUUCCGUCCAUGUCAGAGCAUCUGAGGGUGUGUUCUUACUACGAGCGAGACUCCAGGCUAGAGCAGGUGAAGCUGCCACCCCUUGAACAAAAGUGA